UGUGUGCGUGCGCGGUCGCCCUGCCUCUGCCCGCUCCCCGGGCGCAGAGCCGCGGGUUCCAUGGGGCGAUCAGUGCGGAUCCCCCACCCAGCACGACCCGAGGGCAACGGCGGCAGUGGCAGGAGCCACCUCUCUGACUCCCUAGGAUGCGGGUGCUGAGCUAUGGCAAAGGGCAGCGAAGUGACAAGCGAGACCCGAGAACGACAGUGAAAGCCACCUGGAGCCACCUUGCCGGGAUUGUACCUGCAGGCAGAAAGUCCUCCUACGACCGUCUUUCCCCCUAGAGGCACCAGAGCCCCUGUAACAAUUGAGCUAGGUGUUGGGAAGAUAUGUAGUAGCUGCUGACCUGUCCUUCUGACACCAGCUUCAGAAUCCGCUUUGGAGAUGCUUGCACCUUGUCUGAUUUCUGCAGCAGCCAGGCAGAGUGCUGACUCCUCCCCAGCAGUGAGGAAACCUUCAGGCUCCAGAAGCUCUUAAAUUUGAUCUACAAUGGAAAAAUUUCUUUUCUAUCUGUUUUUCAUUGGCAUAGCAGUGAGAGCUCAGAUCUGUCCAAAGCGUUGUGUCUGUCAAAUAUUGUCUCCUAAUCUUGCAACCCUUUGUGCCAAGAAAGGGCUUCUAUUUGUUCCACCAAACAUUGACAGAAGAACUGUGGAACUGCGGUUGGCAGACAAUUUUGUUACAAAUAUCAAAAGGAAAGAUUUCGCCAACAUGACCAGCUUGGUAGAUCUGACUCUAUCAAGGAACACAAUAAGUUUCAUUACACCUCAUGCUUUUGCUGAUCUACGCAAUUUGAGGGCUUUGCAUUUGAAUAGCAACAGAUUGACUAAAAUUACAAAUGAUAUGUUCAGUGGGCUUUCGAACCUUCAUCAUUUGAUAUUGAACAACAAUCAGCUGACUUUAAUUUCUUCUACAGCAUUCGAUGAUGUGUUUGCCCUUGAAGAGCUGGAUUUGUCCUAUAACAAUCUAGAAACAAUUCCUUGGGAUGCUGUUGAGAAGAUGGUUAGCUUGCAUACUCUUAGUUUAGAUCACAAUAUGAUCGAUAACAUUCCUAAAGGGACUUUCUCCCACUUGCACAAGAUGACGCGGCUAGAUGUGACAUCAAAUAAACUGCAGAAGCUACCGCCUGACCCUCUCUUUCAGCGAGCUCAGGUCUUAGCAACCUCAGGAAUCAUAAGCCCAUCGACUUUUGCAUUGAGUUUUGGUGGCAAUCCCUUGCACUGCAACUGCGAAUUGCUGUGGCUGAGGCGCCUAUCCCGAGAAGAUGACCUGGAGACCUGUGCUUCUCCUGCGCUUUUAACCGGCCGCUAUUUCUGGUCAAUUCCUGAGGAAGAAUUUUUGUGUGAGCCACCCCUCAUUACUCGCCACACGCAUGAGAUGAGAGUCCUGGAAGGCCAAAGGGCAACCCUGAGGUGCAAAGCUCGGGGAGACCCGGAGCCUGCAAUUCAUUGGAUUUCACCUGAAGGAAAGCUGAUUUCAAACGCAACGAGAUCGCUGGUGUACGAUAACGGCACACUUGACAUUCUUAUAACGACUGUGAAAGACACAGGCGCUUUUACCUGUAUUGCUUCCAAUCCUGCUGGGGAAGCAACGCAAUCGGUGGACCUUCAUAUAAUUAAGCUCCCUCACCUAUUAAACAGUACAAACCAUAUCCAUGAGCCGGAUCCUGGAUCUUCAGAUAUCUCAACUUCUACAAAGUCGGGCUCAAAUGCAAGCAGUAGUAAUGGUGAUACUAAAAUGAGUCAGGAUAAAAUUGUGGUGGCAGAAGCAACUACGUCGACAGCACUACUUAAAUUUAAUUUUCAAAGAAAUAUUCCUGGAAUACGUAUGUUUCAAAUCCAGUACAAUGGUACUUACGAUGACACCCUUGUUUACAGAAUGAUACCUCCUACAAGCAAAACUUUCCUGGUCAACAACCUGGCAGCUGGAACUAUGUAUGACUUGUGUGUGUUGGCCAUAUAUGAUGAUGGCAUUACGUCCCUCACUGCCACGAGAGUUGUGGGCUGUAUCCAGUUUACUACGGAGCAGGAUUAUGUCCGGUGCCAUUUCAUGCAGUCCCAGUUUCUGGGAGGCACCAUGAUUAUAAUCAUUGGUGGCAUCAUCGUUGCGUCUGUGCUGGUUUUCAUCAUCAUUCUAAUGAUCCGAUAUAAGGUCUGUAACAAUAAUGGGCAACACAAGGUCACCAAGGUUAGCAACGUUUAUUCUCAGACUAACGGGGCUCAGAUGCAAGGCUGUAGCAUAGCACUGCCCCAGUCCAUGUCCAAACAAGCCGUGGGACACGAGGAGAACGCCCAGUGCUGUAAAGUUACCAGUGACAAUGUCACUCAAUCUUCAGAAACGUGUUCGAGUCAGGACUCUUCUACCACUACCUCUGCUUUGCCUCCUAGCUGGACUUCAAGCACGCCUGCAUCCCAAAAGCAGAAAAGAAAGACUGGCACAAAGCCAAGCGCUGAAGCACAGAGUGAAGCUCUCACCAAUGUUGAGUCCCAAAACACUAACAGGAACAACUCAACUGCAUUGCAGUUGGCUAGCCAACCUCCUGAUUCUGACACAGAGGGGCCCACAUCUAAACGAGCACAUACCAAGCCAAAUUCUUUGCUGACUAUUGUUGACCAGAUUGUCCAGGAAACACAGAGGCUGGAGUUAAUCUGAAGAGCACCACUUCUCUCUCUCCUGAAAAAAGUUGCCACUGAUAUUUUUACUGGAUAAAAUUAAACAGUGUUGCAGUUCACAAAGGCUAACGUUGAACUGUGUCCUACAAGAGCUGUCCAGAGGAGCCGACGUGGAACCCGAAGUUACCGUGGCCAGCAAAACUGGCUCCUUCAGACAAUGGUUCAUUCCCUUUGAAAACCAAUUUUUUUUUCUUCUGGCCUACAAGUAUUUUUUUUAAGAAGAAAAUUAAAAAAAAAUUACAUUGGUAUCAAGUUCUGUAUCAAUCCAUCUUACAUUGCCAUCCAUUACUUAACAGACUGUAGAAUCUUGAAUAAUCUAUAUCACUUUAACAAAUAAAUGUUUUACUAUGACA
Octodon degus (degu) is the source of this 3022-nucleotide messenger RNA. It is a transcript of the gene Lrfn5, whose product is annotated as leucine rich repeat and fibronectin type III domain containing 5. Bases 490 to 2649 code for a protein of 719 amino acids. The transcript has 6 exons. NCBI's taxonomy places the organism in Eukaryota, Metazoa, Chordata, Mammalia, Rodentia, Octodontidae. The record is from RefSeq and is a predicted model, not a curated record. Gene Ontology annotation, molecular function: protein binding.